AACGAGCGGAUUGACCGGGAGCAGGUGUGCGAAGCCGGAGGAACCUGCCUGCUCCACCUGCAGCUCCUCGUUGAGAGCCCGCUGGAGCUCUACCGCGUCGAAGUGGAGGUGCUGGACAUCAAUGACCACGCGCCCACAUUCCCCUGGCAGGAGUAUGUGUUGGAGGUGGCCGAGUCUGCCACGCUUGGUGCCCGCUUCCCACUGGAGAGCGCCCAGGAUCCUGACAUGGGUACCAACUCGGUGCACACCUACCGGCUCAGCCCCAACAGGUUCUUUUCGCUCGAGGUGCAGACACGCAGCGAUGCCAGCAAGUUUGCAGAACUGGUGCUGGAGCGGGCCCUUGACCGUGAGCAGCAACGCACGCACUCUCUGCUGCUCACGGCUCUCGAUGGUGGUGUCCCUGAGCGCUCGGGCACAGCUCACAUCCUCAUCACAGUGCUGGAUGCGAACGACAAUGUGCCUGCCUUUGACCAGCCUUCGUAUGGUGUGAGCCUUCCUGAGGAUGCCCCUGCUGGCACCCUGGUCAUCCAGCUCAAUGCUACUGACCUGGAUGAGGGCCCCAACGGGGAGAUUGAGUACUCCUUCAGUGGGCACGCACCACCACGUGUCCGGGACCUCCAUGAGCUCUACGUGCAAGCCAAGGACCAUGGACCCUCAGCUGUGGCCGUGCACUGCCGGGUGCUGGUGCAUCUCCUCGAUGUGAAUGACAAUGCACCAGAGGUGACCCUCACAUCUGUGUCCACGCCCGUGCUGGAGGAUGCCCCACCAGGCACCGUCAUCGCUGUCAUCAGUGUUCUGGACCGUGACUCUGGGGACAACGGGCGUGUGAGCUGUGAGGUCGGCCCUGACAUGCCCUUCGAGCUCCGCUCCUCCUUCCACAACUACUACACACUAGUCACCACGCAGGCGCUAGACCGGGAGGUUGUGCCCGAGUACAAUGUAAGCAUCACGGCACGGGACAUGGGCUCACCUGCUCUGCUGACCCACAGCACCCUCACCGUCCCGGUGUCCGAUGUGAACGACAAUGCUCCACACUUCCUGCAGCCCUCCUACAGCGUCUAUGUGAUGGAGAACAACGCACCAGGUGCCUCCAUCUGCUCCGUCAGCGCAUUGGACCCUGACUGCCAACAAAACGCCUACCUUUCCUACUCCAUUGCUGAUGGGCACAUCCAUGGCAUGCCUGUGGGCACGUACGUGUCUAUCAACUCGGACAGCGGGCACAUGUAUGCCCUGCGCUCCCUUGAUUAUGAGCAGAUCCGCAGCUUCCAGAUCCAGGUGCAAGCACAGGAUGCGGGUUUCCCCCCACUUAGCGCCAACGUCACCGUCCACAUCUUUGUGCUGGACCAGAACGACAACGCUCCAGUCAUCGUUUCCCCCAUGCCGCGCAAUGGCUCUGUGGCUACUGAGCUGGUGCCGCGAUCAGCCGGGCCUGGCUACCUCGUGGGCACUGUGUCAGCGGUGGAUGCGGAUGCGGGGCUGAACUACCAGCUCCUCCAAGCCACUGACUUCACCCUCUUCAGCUUGGCACCCGACACAGGUGAACUGCGCACCCUCCGCUCCUUUCUGGAGCAGGAUGCAAGCCGGCAGCGGCUGGUCGUGCAGGUGCGUGACAGCGGGCAGCCCGCCCUCUCAGCCACCGUGUCCCUCGUGCUUUCAGUGGUGGAGACCAUGCCUCAGACUCUCUCUGACUUCAGCGAGUUCAGCCUCCCCCCAGAGGACUCCUCAUCCUCCCCACUCACUCUCUACCUCCUUGUCUCCCUGGGCUCCAUCUCCUUCACCUUUCUCCUCGCCAUCCUCAUCCUCACAGCCAUUCGGUGCCGUGGAGAGCGGCGCUCCUGCCAAGGUGGCAGCUGCGCACUGCCCCGCUGCCAGUGCUGCCCCAGGUCCAGACCCUCCCCUGAUGGCCUGAAGACGUCCAACCUUAUGGCACAGCCCUCCACAGGGACCACUUGCCUCAACGUGCCUGGGGGUGGCCCCCCAGGCUACUGCUACAAGGUCUGCCUUGGUCCUGAGUCUGCCCAGAGUGACUUCAUGUUCCUCAAACCCUGCAGCCCCCCUCCAAACAACAAGAAGGACCCUGGGAAGUGGUCCCAUCCUGGCCAGCAUCUCCAGGUCUCCAAGCAGAUCAAACAGCCCAACAUGGAUUGGCUGCCUCCCAGCACACAGCGACCUACCCUGAAGAGCUCCCAGAGCCUGGAGGACGUGGGGGAAAUCCGCAGAGCCCUCCAGAAGGAGCACGAGAGGCUGUGCACACUGGUGACCCCUGUCUCUGAGUUUCAGAAGGCUUCAGCAGGCUCCAACAGCACCUGGACAUCCCAGUACAGCCCCUUGUACCCGGGACACCUCCCAGGCCCGGAUUAUCAGCACAAUGUCUACAUCCCCGGCACGUCCACUCUGCUUUCCAGUAAAGACGGGCCACUCUUCCUGGGCUGGGAGAACAAGAACAGCUUCUCCACCUUUGGCAAGAGGAAGAAGAUGACAACUUACUGUGACGUGCAUGACAGUGUGGUUAUCAACAAUGACCUGAAAUAG
Molecule: messenger RNA, 2532 nt
Organism: Eurypyga helias (sunbittern)
Lineage: Eukaryota; Metazoa; Chordata; Aves; Eurypygiformes; Eurypygidae
Product: protocadherin-10-like
Exons: 5
Biological process (GO): homophilic cell-cell adhesion
Cellular component (GO): plasma membrane
Molecular function (GO): calcium ion binding
Source: RefSeq, a predicted model, not a curated record